AUGGGUAAAUGUGGAAAGGGUACAGGAUCAUUCGGUCUUUGUAACAGUAAAACCCACACUCUCUGCCUGAGAUGUGGAAAUCGCUCGUUUCAUGACACAAAAAAAAGAUGUGCCUCAUGUGGAUAUCCUGACGCCAAGACCCGUCAUUACAAUUGGUCAUUUAAGGCCAAGAGAAGGAAGACCACAGGAACUGGAAGGAAAAGGUAUUUGAAAACAAUGCCGAGACGCUUUAAAAAUGGGUUCCGUGAAGGAACUAAACCACCCUCCAAGAAGUAA
Molecule: messenger RNA, 276 nt
Organism: Theileria annulata
Lineage: Eukaryota; Apicomplexa; Aconoidasida; Piroplasmida; Theileriidae
Product: 60S ribosomal protein l37, putative
Exons: 2
Coding region: 1-276 (91 amino acids)
Biological process (GO): translation
Cellular component (GO): cytosolic large ribosomal subunit; ribosome
Molecular function (GO): RNA binding; structural constituent of ribosome
Source: RefSeq, a predicted model, not a curated record